Messenger RNA from Colletotrichum destructivum, 546 nucleotides. RefSeq lists its product as uncharacterized. NCBI's taxonomy places the organism in Eukaryota, Fungi, Ascomycota, Sordariomycetes, Glomerellales, Glomerellaceae. The record is from RefSeq and is a predicted model, not a curated record. The coding region runs from base 1 to 546 and encodes 181 amino acids. The transcript is spliced from 2 exons.
AUGUACACGACACGACGCCCUCGUCACUUCGAUUUACACCGCUUGGUCGGGUCUCAUCCAUCGCCCAGCUUGUCACCCUCCUUAAUCAAACAACCUUUCUCGGGUUCGUUAUAUAAGCCGUGGGUUCGGGCGCUCGAGGUCUUGCCAUCCCGACGCUGGGAUGUUCGGGCGCUCGAGGAUCGAAUCUCAGGAGGUCAAACUUUGUUUUCUCCUUCUGCCCAAAGUCUCAGGCGCAGCCACCGAGCAGGCCGCUUGCCAAGAUAUCCCCGUACGCUUGAUAAUACCGGAACCUCCUCCUGCUUUCGUCUCAGGCGCGAGGUAAACCCCCCCCCUCGCGGCUUUCUUUUGUCUCAUUCCAUCUCCCGAUCCUCUUCCCCACGAAUUUGUGCUUUUUCUUCUUCUACCCACAACAGCCCUGGUUUCUAUCUAGUACCGACUGUUGGACAGACAGAGAGAGACAGAGAGAGAGAGAGAGAGAGAGAGAGAGAGAGAGAGAGUCCUCUUAUUGCCGUCCCGACCAACUUGACUGUUCUCCUCCGACGAUAA